This is a messenger RNA of Papilio machaon (common yellow swallowtail), 596 nucleotides long. Its product is annotated as peritrophin-1-like. Gene Ontology annotation, cellular component: extracellular region. Gene Ontology annotation, molecular function: chitin binding. NCBI's taxonomy places the organism in Eukaryota, Metazoa, Arthropoda, Insecta, Lepidoptera, Papilionidae. The transcript is spliced from 2 exons. Bases 15 to 596 code for a protein of 193 amino acids. The record is from RefSeq and is a predicted model, not a curated record.
CAGCAAUUUUCAUCAUGGCGAUUGCCGCAGCGGGAAAUGGCUUAAACUUGUGUCCCAAAAUACAAGAAGUCGAUUGGAGCAUAGAAUUAUUAUUACCUCAUUGGAAAUGCAAUAAAUUUAUUCAAUGCACCCACGGAGAGCCAGUCGAGAUGUCAUGCCCAGAUGGACUUUAUUUCAGCGUUAUCGAGGGAGUUUGUGAUUGGAGGGAGAACGUCGAUUGUGGAUUUAGGAUUGUACCUGAUGAGACGAAACCUGAUGAGGUGGAACCAAUACAAAGUACUACUAUUAAAGAUGACAAUAUAACAGAAGGAACCAUACAAACCGAACCUGAUACAACUGUAGAAGAUACAAGCAUCCCAGAGGAAAUCCAGACGGAAGUGCCUGAUUUUCCAGUUAUCGAAUUUCUACCGAAUGGAUGUCCGGUUGAUCCUGAGGUACAUUGGUUGCUGCCUCAUGAAACAUUCUGCAAUUUGUUCUACUAUUGUGUCCAAGGUGAAAGAGAGGUCACAAGUUGUCCUUUCUGGCUACAUUUCAACUGGGAACUGCAGAUUUGCGACUGGCCAAGAAAUGUGGAGUGCAUCGAAUUUAGAGAAUAA